Messenger RNA from Raphanus sativus (radish), 2082 nucleotides. RefSeq names its product phosphatidylinositol 4-phosphate 5-kinase 4. The coding region runs from base 116 to 1618 and encodes 500 amino acids. The transcript has 3 exons. NCBI's taxonomy places the organism in Eukaryota, Viridiplantae, Streptophyta, Magnoliopsida, Brassicales, Brassicaceae. The record is from RefSeq and is a predicted model, not a curated record.
AACAGAGAUCCUCCUUUCCUUCUUCAUCAUCAUCAUUUCGCGUCUCUUUGAUCAGAGAAACCCUAAUUUCUUAAGAACCCUAAAUCACAAUCUUCCUUCCAGAUUCUGUAUGUAAAUGCAUCUAAAGAAUUCAACAGUAGCAGAACGGCGGUUCAUCGGAAAAGAAGCCGCCAGUUAUCCACCUUCCUCCGAUUUGGAUCCGAAACCAAAGAUUAAGCAUCACCGUCCCUUUCAAGUACCCGAAACUCUAACCCCAGAGAAACCCGCAUACCGAGCAGACCCUUACAAUCAAUCGCAACCCCCUCCUAGCCAUCAUCAUCUCUCCGUCGAAAUCCCAGAUUCAUCCUCUCCGCAUAAGAGGCCCGCGGCGGCGGCGGCGGCUCAAUCUUCUCAUCCGUUUCGCAGCAACGACCGUGGAAGAAGCUUGGGUCUUUUGUCGUUUCUCUCAUCGUCUCUUCCGUCGAAUCAGAAGCUGCUCCGUCAAGUCAUCCGAGUUCGUUUGAUAUGUUUCCACCUCCGUUUCCUGCUCCUCCUCUCCGUCCCUCCUCUCUACAUCUUCUUCCUCUUGAUCAGUUUCCGAGUCCUCCUCCUCUUCCUCUUCUCCAUCAUCGCUUUCUCCUUCAUCCUCUCGAUCUCUCUCAAGUUCGCUCUCCCUCACUUGCCCUCGAUUCGUCUCUUCAUCGCUCGAUUGCUCUCCCUCAGCCCUACCAGAUCCUCUUCCUCCUUAUCCUCUUCCUCCUCCUCUCAGGAGAGGACGAAACAGGUUGUUUGGUCGAUCGGGUCGAAGCCUGUGACGGAGAAUAAUAAGAAGACUAACUCCGGCUCUUGGGUUCAGAAGUACAGCUCCGGUGACGUGUACGAGGGAGAGUUUCUUAGGGGGAAGUGUUCGGGGAGUGGUGUUUAUUACUACUCGAUGAAGGGGAAGUACGAAGGGGAUUGGGUUGAUGGGAAGUAUGAUGGAUUUGGAGUGGAGACGUGGGCUAAAGGAAGUAGGUACAGAGGUCAGUACAGGCAAGGGAUGAGACAUGGAACUGGAAUCUAUAGGUUUUAUACGGGGGAUGUGUAUGCUGGUGAGUGGUCUAAUGGACAGAGCCAUGGGUGUGGUGUGUAUACCUCUGAGGAUGGUAGUCGGUUUGUUGGAGAGUUCAAAUGGGGUGUCAAACAUGGUCUUGGUCAUUACCAUUUUAGAAAUGGUGAUACAUAUGCUGGAGAGUACUUUGCAGACAGGAUGCAUGGUUUUGGAGUGUAUCUAUUUGCAAACGGACAUCGGUAUGAAGGAGCUUGGCAUGAGGGUAGAAGGCAAGGGCUUGGUAUGUACACAUUCAGGAACGGUGAGACACAGGCAGGGCAUUGGGAAAACGGUGUUCUCAGCUGUCCUACCGAGCAGACCACCCGCCCUGGUUCAUCGUUUUCAAUCAGUCACUCCAAGGUUCUAGACACUGUCCAGCAAGCGAGGAAAGCAGCAGAGAAAGCACGUGAAGUUGUGAAAGUGGAAGAGAGAGUGAACAGGGCAGUGAUGGUCGCAAACCGAGCAGCUAACGCUGCUAGAGUUGCUGCUACAAAGGCUGUUCAAACCCAAACAUAUUACAGUAGCGGCGGCGGUGAUGAUCCCGUGUGAGUAGUUACUGUGGCAAAAGCUUUUUGACAUAGUCCGCAACCAUGAAUCUUACCUCGAACUUCUUGGAUGACACGAGAGAAAGAAAGAGAUAGAGAGACGUCUUAGAGAAGACACUCAAAAAUUGCAUCUACCGUUGAGAUUUUUCGUGAAGAAGGUGAACCCCCACUUGGAACCAAUGUCGAGAUCUCAAAUAAGUAAAUAAAUAUAGCAGAUCUGGGCUACGGAGCAAGAAGCUAUAAAGGUUUUCCCUCCCACUUCUUGUAAACUUGUUUGAAAAGCAAAGGCUGGUUGGUUUAUAAACUGUACAUAGAGGUUGUUGAAGAGUAAGCAAUGUGUGUUAACAAUAGUUCGUUGUAACCCAAUCUAAGAGAAGUAACAAAACAUUGUCUUCUUGUUACAAAACGUGUGGAAAUAACUUCUCUUCCUACUAUAGAUUAUUUUCAAUAGAAAAUGACCAUUGAGUA